GAACUCAACGACGAAAGCAGCGGCAGCCUCUCCUAGUUCGCAUUGGAAUUCAUCAAAAUCAUAACCAAAAUGGGUUCAUCUUGUACAAUCAGAGCCGUCGGAUCAAUCCUCCAUAGAUUCACCACCGGUGUCUCCUCCAAAUGCCCCAACUCCUCAGCCAGAGGCUGCCCCGGCAGAAGAAGAACCAUUCGGACCGUCUCUCCUCUCUUCAUGGGCAGACGUUCCAGCAAAAUCGCCGGCCGAAAGGGGGUGCAAGACGCAAAGAAGAUGAAGCUGUACUCGAAGAUUGGGAAGGAACUCGUGUCUGCUUUGAGGAAGGGUGGUCCGAAUCCUUUGUCGAAUACAGCUCUGGCGACUAUAUUGGAGAAAGCCAAGGAGCUUGAUGUACCCAAGGAAAUCUUGGAUCGCAACAUUAAGAAAGCAGCUGAGAAGGGACAAGAAGAGUACAUUGAGAAAGUAUAUGAGGUAUAUGGUUUUGGUGGAGCUAGCAUGGUAGUAGAGGUAUUGACAGAUAAAAUAGCCCGAUCUGUGGCAAAGAUUAGAGAGGUUGUGAAGAACUGUGGUGGGAAGAUGGCUGAUCAGGAUUGUUCUGUUCUGUUCAACUUCAGGCGUGCUCGCGUCGUAAACAUAAAAGCUUCAGAUACUGACAAAGAUCACCUCCUCUCCAUUGCUUUAUAUGCUGGUGCUGAGGAUGUUAUUGAACUGCCAGUGUAUGAAGAUGAUACCGAGGAAGAUCAAUCAGAAAGCUAUUAUAAGAUCGUGAGUGACUCAGAUAACUACUCAGCAAUACUUUCAAAGUUGCGUGAAGAAGGAAUCAAUUUUGAGACAGAUAAUGGUUCUGAGCUACUUCCAGUAAGUCCCAUUGAGGUAGAUGACGAGGCUGUGGAUUAUAAGGAACUCAUGGCCAAUUAACUUGAACUUGAUGAUGUUGAUGCCGUUUAUACAGACCAGAAAUGA
Argentina anserina (silverweed cinquefoil) is the source of this 957-nucleotide messenger RNA. RefSeq names its product probable transcriptional regulatory protein At2g25830. The record is from RefSeq and is a predicted model, not a curated record. NCBI's taxonomy places the organism in Eukaryota, Viridiplantae, Streptophyta, Magnoliopsida, Rosales, Rosaceae. Gene Ontology annotation, cellular component: chloroplast.